GGGAGUAUUAACCGAGCAAUAAAAGGAUAGAAGUCCGCCGUCCUGGCAGACUUCCAUCAGCCUCACUCCUGUCCAACAGUAGCUUCAAAGUUCUGCCUGGUGAGCCACAAUCGGUUGGCCCGUCACAUCCUCGUUUUCUAAAAUAAUACGGAGAAAUUAUUGUAGAAUUAAAUAAAAAUAGAAUAUUACACAAGAGCUAUCAACGUGGGAUUGUUAUUGUAAAUUUCUCAUACAAAACCGGCGGAAAGUCAAAGUGAUUUUGCUACCUAAAAUUUGGAUAGAAUUUGAUAAAAAUAUUGGGAUGCGCCCACCACCCCUCAUACAGAGACAUAUUUAUGGUUUCUUCUGUAAUUGCUGGACAGAGCAAAGUCAUCAUACAAACGCUGACUCGGAGCAAACUCAUCCAUCCUUAUAAUCUUCAUCAGCAGCUCUACUUUAAGCUUUUGGGAAAUCUAAAGGUAGGUUGAUUUAAUCCCAAGAAUUGGAUCCCAAGUUAUGUAUGUAAAUCUGUGGACUUUUCCCAUUUCCGGUAUGUCCUAGGACGAGAAGCCAAACAUAUUGCUAUUAUGGAUGGUAACAAGUAAACGAUUGGGAGCUUGAGCACACUCUUCGAAUGGCACGGUCUGCUGUGGAUGAGACAUCAGCAUCUGGUGCUUUUGAGAGAACUCCGUCCAACUUCCGGUAUACGAUCUCACGCGACCCUAGUUCUACCUUCCCAGCAGAAGCUGGAAGGUAUCAUCUCUAUGUGUCAUAUGCGUGUCCUUGGGCAUCACGGUGUCUUGCCUACCUGAAGAUUAAAGGCCUUGACAAAGCUAUUAGUUUCACUUCUGUUAAACCCAUAUGGGGGAGAACGAAGGACACUGAUGAACACAUGGGUUGGAUUUUUCCUUCUUUGAGCACUGAAGAACCAGGAGCUGACCCUGAUCCUUUAAAUGAUGCCAAGAGUAUAAGAGAGCUCUACGAGCUUGCAAGUUCUAAUUAUGCAGGAAAAUACACGGUUCCUGUUCUUUGGGAUAAGAAACUGAAAACCAUUGUGAAUAAUGAGAGCUCGGAUAUAAUCCGCAUGUUUAAUACUGAAUUCAAUGGCAUAGCAGAAAAUUCAGCGCUGGAUCUUUACCCUCCUCAUCUACAGUCCCAAAUCAACAGCAUAAAUGAGUGGAUAUAUGACGGGAUAAACAAUGGAGUUUACAAAUGUGGGUUUGCUAGGAAGCAAGAGCCUUAUGACGAGGCAGUUCAAAAGCUGUAUGAAGCUCUAGAUAAAUGUGAGGAUAUUCUCAGCCAUCAGCGAUAUCUGUGCGGAAAUCAAGUGACAGAAGCUGAUAUCCGCUUGUUCGUCACCCUUAUUCGGUUUGACGAGGUAUAUGCAGUUCACUUCAAGUGUAACAAGAAGUUGCUACGUGAGUACCCGAAUCUCUUCAAUUACACUAAAGACAUCUUCCAAAUCCCGGGGAUGAGCAGUACAGUAAACAUGGAACACAUUAAGAAGCAUUACUAUGGAAGUCAUCCCUCUAUCAAUCCAUUUGGAAUCGUCCCGCAGGGUCCAAAUAUUGACUAUGCUACUCCCCAUGACAGGGAAAAGUUGGCUUAACAGCAUCACAGUAUCACACAUACAUCUUGCACUACAUACUCUUGUUCAUAUGUGAUUUCUCUUAUAUGUUUCCUGUAAAGCUUUCUAGCAUGCUCCCUUUAAGUACAGUUAUUUGGUGAUGCCUAUAAGGCUAUAAUGUUUCCGUGGUUCUCUCUUAUUCCUUGCAAUAAAAGAUUUCCCGCAUUUUUGCGGGGAUAUGUUUGUAUGAUCUCUUCUUCCUGUACCAAAACAAAACAACUUCCUGUACCAAAAGAAAACAAAGAUCCCACACUUUCAAUUUGUUUCAAGUUGAUUGAUCUUAUAUACUUAUUAGCAG
This is a messenger RNA of Cuscuta epithymum, 1904 nucleotides long. NCBI's taxonomy places the organism in Eukaryota, Viridiplantae, Streptophyta, Magnoliopsida, Solanales, Convolvulaceae. The record is from the annotation of a GenBank genome assembly.